UGAAAAUAUUGUUUCUUGACUUAUUUAAUAAGUCGUUAGUUCUCUUCAUGUCAUAUUUUGGCCAUAUCUGUUUGGUUUGAUCAAGAUAUAGAUUGUAUAAAAGUUGAGUAUAAAGAAGCUUCAACGCAUCCCUACUGUUUAAAGUGCAAAUUUCCAUAUGUUUCUGAGAUAUCAAAGGCACAGAAAUCAAAGGAGAUAGUCAUAAAUCUGGAGGAUCUUGUAGAAAGCUUUCAAUGUAGUCUAAUUCCGUGUCCUAUCAACUGAUGAGCCAUGGAAAGGCAUUUAUCAGGCUGGAAAUGAAUAUACUUCUGAAAAAGUUCGACCAAUAAUGAUGAGAGUUUAUCCAGAUCUAUUCUUUAUUAAAACGGUGACAAUAGAAUAAACAUAUGAAUCUUAGAAGAAAAAGCUCAGUAAAGGGAGUGAAAGAGCUUCCAUACAAUUAAAGCUUUCAUCGCCUCUACAAAAAGCCAUCAACACUUCCACAAAAUAUAUUUUCAAUCAAACUUUCAUUGAAACAAAUGUGUUUCUUGCUGUCGAGUUUUUUCGAAAACAAAUUUUCAUUAUUUUUAUUAAACAUGUCAAAGACGCGUAGUUAAUAAAAAAAAUAUUCUUAGUUAUUAAGCACAUUUUGCAAAUAAAGCCAAAUUUCUUAAGUGUUGUGAAGUGUACGAUUUGGACAAUUAUAUGCCAUUUAUUGACGAAAUUCUUUGACUGUGCUCAGCUUAAAUGUGCGAUUUUUGAAGUUAAAUUACAAGUACAAUUAAAUAUAAAUAAAAAAACAAAAAAAAAAUAACAAAAUAUCGAAAAGUAUAUGCAUACAUAUAUUACGAAAAAAAAUUGUAAAAUUGCAUGUUGGAGAGCGCAAUAGACCCUUAUAGGCCGAACAGGUUGAACUGACGGUCGACGGAGUAGCAAAACACCGGCUUAGAAACUGUGAACAGCGUGGACAGCUUUUAAGGCAAAAGCAAACGCGAGCGAAUCACAGAAAUUUGUAUUGAAUAAAUAAACGAACUUCAAAGAAGAACAUUGGAAAAUCGUUAUAAUUAAGAAAGUGAAAGUAAAAGUUGCCAAGAGCGGAGGCUUCCACUUUAGUGUAAGCUUUAAGGCAUAGCAUACUUUAAAAGCUUUCGAGUAAAUCCAACCACUCGAUUUAAUUUGCUGUAACAUUUUGUUGUUGUAUGAACUUUGGAACAGCGUGCAAACAAUAUAAAAGUGCCAUCAUAUAUACUGCGUACAGUUAUCCGCCCGCAAACGCCACAUUGUCCAGCGCAGGGCAAACGAUCGAACGUCGCCUGCCGACAGACGACAGACGCAAACACACAAAAAUUGUGAAUACCAGCAAAGCGUUAACAUAAUAAUGUUAAGUUCGCUCGAUGCUUUAGCCGGUAAAAUUUCACCUGGUUCUGGCAAGAAUAGUCCGUCCCAGCAGGCACAGUCGCAGCAGCAGCAGCACCCACAGGGUUACAAUAUAAACCAAUCGUCCGAGACGGAUAUUGCACAACAACAACAAUCGUCGUUCAACCAACAUUUGCCUGCAACAAGAGAACAGCAGCAACAACAACGCUACAAUGGCAAUCAUUAUAAUGGACUGGACAACAACUGCAAUAAACUGUGCCACAUCAAUCACAACAGCAUACACCCAUAUCAGAAACAGCUGUCAAGUCAACAUAGCCAACAACAAUUGCAAUCGUCGCCAACGCAACAGCAACAGUUGCAAACCUACUGUCAGCAGCAGCAACAGCUGCAACAACAACAACACGAGUUGUUUCAACAACAGCUGUUGCAACAACAGAAAUCACUGCUGCUGCAACAACAACAACAACAACAGCAGCAGCAGCAGCAAAUGCCGGAGGAGUGCGAUUCACAGCAGGACUUUCGCAGUUGCCUGAAGGAGAAUGCAUUUGGCAUGAGUGAUAAGAGCAGCACCACCACUAGCCUUCCCAACAGUCCGAUACAUACAUCUACACCGGGCUGCAACACCAACAACAAUGGCGCAUCGCUACUCAAUAAUAGUAAUAGCAAUAGCAGCACAGGUCUUGUCAAUGGCAACAACAACAAUAAUAACAACAGUGGUCCACCAAGUUUAUGUAAUAGUAAUGGCAAUAAUAACAACAACACGUGCAGUGCCAAUCGAAAUGUUGUUGUCGACACGGAAUCAUCAUGCUUCCGCAUGGACGCCGACAUGCCGUUCGGUGAGAAGGAACCCGAUCCAGACAAUAUCAAAAUGUUUGUUGGCCAAGUGCCAAAAUCCAUGGAUGAGGCACAAUUGCGUGAGAUGUUCGAAGAGUAUGGUCCAGUGCAUUCGAUAAAUGUGCUGCGCGAUAAGGCGACUGGAAUCAGUAAAGGUUGCUGUUUCGUGACAUUUUAUACUCGUCGCGCUGCCUUAAAAGCUCAAGAUGCCCUGCAUAAUGUGAAAACCUUAAAUGGGAUGUAUCAUCCCAUACAGAUGAAGCCGGCGGACAGUGAAAAUCGAAAUGAACGCAAACUCUUCGUUGGAAUGCUCAAUAAGAAACUGAACGAGAACGACGUACGCAAAUUAUUCGAAGUUCACGGUGCCAUCGAGGAGUGCACGGUACUGCGCGAUCAGAACGGACAGAGUAAAGGGUGUGCCUUUGUUACAUUUGCCACGAAGCACGCGGCGAUAUCAGCGAUAAAAGUGACUUUGAACCAAAACAAGACAAUGGAGGGCUGCACAUCGCCACUGGUUGUGAAAUUCGCCGACACGCAAAAGGAGAAGGAGCAAAAGAAGAUCCAGCAAAUACAGGCGAACCUCUGGAAUUUGGCAUCGAACAUAAAUAUACCGUUGGGUCAGACGGCGACCACCGUUUCAACGCCAAUACUGCCGAAUCCACCGCAGCAGGCGAGUCCGGUGUUGGGCGCCGAUGCCAUUACGCCGGCCUCACUGCAAUUGCUGCAACAGUUGCAGGCGGUUGGACUGCAGCAACAACUUUUGCAAGGUUUGGGCGCGCAGACGAAUUCUGCGGAAACGGCAGCGGCAACAGCGGCUGCCGCCGCAGCUGGAUUACUACCACCGAUGACGGUACAAAAUUUGGCCGCCAUUGCGGCGAUGACACAACCCUCACUCACCAAUGCUGCCAACAAUCCGGGUAGUGCGCAAUUGACAAACACAGCGGCUCUCUUAUGUCUCUUAGGAAAAACCGCCAGCUCAGGGUCCGAUCCGAAUCCAUUAGCAUCUGCGUACAUGUCAACGGCCGCUGGCUUGCCACAAUUCAGCAGCACCACUUUAUCGACUUCGCCACUGGCCAGCGUGGCAUUGAGCAGCGCCGCAGCAGCAGCGGCUGGCAAACAAAUCGAAGGUCCGGAAGGUUGCAACUUAUUCAUCUACCAUCUGCCGCAAGAAUUCACCGAUACCGAUUUGGCAUCGACCUUCCUGCCAUUUGGCAAUGUCAUCUCGGCCAAAGUCUUCAUCGACAAGCAAACCAAUCUCUCGAAAUGCUUCGGUUUUGUCUCCUUCGAUAAUCCGGAAUCAGCGCAAGUGGCGAUUAAGGCGAUGAACGGCUUUCAAGUGGGCACCAAACGUUUGAAGGUGCAACUGAAGAAGCCCAAAGAUGCAUCAAAGCCUUAUUAGGAGCACGUAACGGCGUUUAGUAGCAGCAACAUGAAGUUGGCUGCAGUCACAAGUGAACACAGUAUGCCGUAUGGAGUUGUUGGUUUGGUGAGGGAGUUGGAGUGGAACGUAUAACGUUGAAGUCAUGAAUUGAAGUAUGAAGCGGUAUAAAAGCGUGCGAUGGAGAGAGAUAGGAAGAGAGAGAGAGAGAGAGUGCGCGAUAGUGCAUAACAUUUUGAACUAACUGAAUUGUUGUCGGCCGACUGUUUUGGUGCGGUGGUGGUGGUGUAUGCUGUUGGUGUGGGAGGUAAAAUAAUAUGAACAAAUGCAAUACACAAACACACACACGAAACACUUCACACAUACAGCGUACGUGUAGCUGCUUGAAUUAUGGCCAAUUUGUUAUUUUUAUUUUUAUUUCUUUUGAAUUAAUGUGUAUUAACUGAAAGCUUAGCUUUAACUGUACACAAUGUUUUUUUUUCUUUAUUUUAUUUUAUUUUAUUUUAUUUUAUUUUAUUUUAUUUUUUUAGAUUUUUUUCUUUGUAGUUUUAAUAGUUUGCUUAGUAGGCAAGUAAAAAAACAAAAAUAUGAAUAUACAUACAUAUAUAUAUAUAACUGGAUUUUAUGUUGAAUUGUUAUUAUGAAACCAAAAACAAAAAAAAAAACAGAUUUUUGUUUAUCUAUCUAUAUUGGAUUUAGUUGUUAAGUUAACUGUAGCUAUUGUUAGCUUGUUUCUGAAGUACACGCUCUACACGCAUUUUUGUUGUACACCAAAUAUUAUCAAAUUGCAAAUUUUACGACGUUGAAUUGAAUUGUUAACUGUUGGCUGCAUUAUAUGCUGCACAUGUAAUCUACUUAUUUUUUGCUUUUUAUUAACUUAUAUAAUAGUUAUAUACACACACAUUUGUUACAUAAUACCUAUACAUAUACAUAUAUAUCUUAAUAUAUAAACGAACAACGAAUUUUCAUAUUUUGUACUCUUCGGACAGAAUGUUAAUAAAUUUUACAUUGUCUUAUGUUGUAAAGCCGAAUAUUUGAAUUCUAAGUGUUAUAUAUAGCACCAAAACAACAACAACAACAACAACAUUUGCGCUCAAACAUAAAAUAACUAAUUAAUCAAAACUUAUUAAAAUUGAGUUAUGCCUUUUUUUAUAAAAAAAUUUAUUAUCAAUUCUUUACAUGUAUGUGUAAGCAUGUAUAUGUAUGUACAGCCAGCCGUACUGUACUCUUGGUAACCAACUGUCACAAAGUCAUGCCGUUUUAGUGUUGAAUUUCGUGCACAAAGCGCUUUAAAUGCCAGCAAAUGCACAAUUUGUGUAUUUGUAAAUGUGUAAUAAUGCAUUACAACAACAACAAAUAAA
Zeugodacus cucurbitae (melon fly) is the source of this 4929-nucleotide messenger RNA. Its product is annotated as CUGBP Elav-like family member 2. Bases 1358 to 3589 code for a protein of 743 amino acids. NCBI's taxonomy places the organism in Eukaryota, Metazoa, Arthropoda, Insecta, Diptera, Tephritidae. Gene Ontology annotation, molecular function: mRNA 3'-UTR binding. Gene Ontology annotation, cellular component: ribonucleoprotein complex; cytoplasm; nucleus. The transcript has 11 exons. The record is from RefSeq and is a predicted model, not a curated record. Gene Ontology annotation, biological process: regulation of alternative mRNA splicing, via spliceosome; mRNA splice site recognition.